GGAGGAUGCCGCUCCGGAUUGAGGGGGGGGGGGGGAAAUGGCUGCAAUGAGCCGCUGCAACCGUGGGGGGAUCCCCGGGGAAGAUGCUCGCGCUCCGUCGAGAAGCCUUUAGCUGCCAUGUCCUUCUCCCCCACCAUGUUGCCAUGCAAGAAGCGGAAAACCACCCGGAUGGAUUCCUUCUCCGAAGCCGAGGCGCUUCCGACAGAGGCGUCGUCGCCUUCAGGUGGCGCUGUUUUUUCCCAGAGAUGGAACAGGAAGAAGGAGAAGUUUCCCCAACUGUGAAAUCCCUAGGGGACACGCAAAGGAUCGAGCCCCUUCAAGAAGCGAAGGAGGAAGCUGAGGAAACGAGACUUUUUAUUUCAGUGGACGAACGAGAAGGAGGGAAGAAGCCCAGGCGGAAGGGAGUUAAAAGGCAGUGGGAAGGGAAGUCACCUGAGGAAGACGAAGGAGGAGAAGGAGGAGGAGGAGGAGGAAGGAAGUUAGCUUGUGACCUCAAAUUGGACGAAACCUUGGACCGCACGCUGGAAGACGGGGCGAAGCAGCACAAUUUAACAGCCGUCAACGUACGCAACAUCCUUCAUGAAGUCAUCACCAACGAGCACGUGGUGGCUAUGAUGAAAGCAGCCAUCAGCGAGACGGAAGACGCCCCGGUCUUUGAGCCCAAAAUGACACGAUCCAAGCUGAAAGAAGUCGUAGAGAAAGGUGUGGUAAUUCCAACCUGGAACAUUUCUCCCAUCAAGAAAGCCAAUGAACUCAAGCCACCUCAGUUCGUGGAUAUCCCUCUUGAAGAGGACGAUUCUUCCGAUGAGGAGUACCAGCCGGAAGAGGACGAGGAAGACGAAACGGCGGAGGAGAGUUUAUUGGAAAGCGAUGUGGAAAGCAACACCUCCUCCCCUUGGGGGACCAAGCGCUCCCUUUCCCGACAGUCGGAUAUGGUGGAGACGGACGAGGAAGGAGUGGCCCCCUUGGAGGCCGAGAAGGGUUCAAGCCCUCCUGCCCCGCGACACGUCCGUGCCGAGGUCAUCCCCAUGGGCCCGCCACCACCGCCCCCCAAGCUGAAGCAAAACAAGGACAGCGUGUUCAUGGAGAAGCUCCACGCUGUGGACGAGGAACUGGCCUCCAGCCCCGUCUGCAUGGACGCCUAUCAGGUUUGUGGUCCUUCCCAGCCUUUGGAAGACAGCUUAAUUGCCUUACGCACCCGUUCCAAGAGACCCCUGAAGGACGUGCCCCUCGGUCAGCUGGAGGCCGAGCUUCGGGCUCCGGACAUCACUCCGGACAUGUACGACCCCAACACGGCGGACGACGAAGAGUGGAAGCGAUGGCUGAGCGGCCUGAUGAACGACGACGUGGAAAACGAAGACGAAGCUGAUGAUGACGAUGACCCCGAAUAUAAUUUUUUGGAAGAUCUGGAUGAACCGGACACGGAAGACUUCAGGAACGACCGUGCCGUGAGAAUCACAAGUAUGUUCCCCCUGGUCUACGGCUAGUCCUCGAGGUACGA
This is a messenger RNA of Pseudonaja textilis, 1501 nucleotides long. Lineage: Eukaryota; Metazoa; Chordata; Lepidosauria; Squamata; Elapidae. The record is from RefSeq and is a predicted model, not a curated record.